This is a messenger RNA of Rhincodon typus (whale shark), 1305 nucleotides long. RefSeq names its product transmembrane protein 127 (gene tmem127). Bases 108 to 821 code for a protein of 237 amino acids. Gene Ontology annotation, biological process: negative regulation of TOR signaling; negative regulation of cell population proliferation. Gene Ontology annotation, cellular component: membrane. The transcript is spliced from 3 exons. The record is from RefSeq and is a predicted model, not a curated record. NCBI's taxonomy places the organism in Eukaryota, Metazoa, Chordata, Chondrichthyes, Orectolobiformes, Rhincodontidae.
CUGAUGGUUGCUCUCUACUAAAUUAUUGUCGUCGUCGUCGUCGGUCACUGACAUCGGAGUUUUGGUGGUUAGUUGGUUUCUUGCGGCGGCCCAGGCCGGAAAGGACAAUGUAUGGACCUGCGGGAGCCGGUCUGUCAGGAUCGCGCCGGCGUUCCGGAGCCGGGGGAGCUCUACCGAAGCAAACGGAGCGGAGCUUGGCGUCGGCGGUGCCGGGCGCGCUUUCGGUGACUGCGCUGUGCACGGCGCUGGCGGAACCGGCCUGGCUGCGCGCGCACGGGGGCAUGUGCCCGCGGCAGGAGCUCGGUGUCGCGGAUGUUCUGGGACGCCUGGACUCGUCCCUGCUGGAAGAUUAUUGUAUGAACCGUCAGACUGUGCUCCUGUUGCGGGUCAUUGGUGCCUUCUGUUUCCUGGGGAUUAUUUGCAGUUUGUCUGCUUUUCUCCUUGAUGUGUUUGGACCAAAACAUCCAGCAUUGAAGAUUACUCGUAGAUAUGCCUUUGCUCAUAUUCUCACAGUUCUGCAAUGUGCUACGGUGAUUGGGUUCUGUUACUGGGCCUCAGAAUUAAUCCUCGCACUUCAGCAGCAACACAAAAAAUAUCAUGGUUCCCGUGUCUAUGUGACCUUUGCAGUUAGCUUUUACUUGGUGGCAGGAGCUGGAGGAGCAUCAAUCUUGGCAACGGCUGCUAACCUCCUCCGACACUACCCAACUGAGGAAGAGGAACAAGCGCUGGAACUGCUAUCAGAAAUGGAAGAGAACGAACCAUAUCCAGUGGAAUAUGAAAUUGUCAACCAGUUCCAGCCUCCACCUGCCUACACGCCCUGAAUCUCGGGACACAUUAUUUUCUCAUCUCAAGUCUCACUUCACUUGACUGUUCAAACUUGUUCAGUGGAAUUCUCAACCUCAAGCACUUCACUCCAACGCCUCAUCAUCCUUCCUGCUUGGAGGCCCAAUGCUCUGAUCAUCUCAACUACAAAAAUGUUGGUUGUAUUUUCAGUGAAUCAACUUGUCCAGACAUGUUAUGAUGCUUCUCUAGGAUAGGUGAGACAAGAACCUGGGUGUUCUAGCCCAGAGGUAGAUAUACUACCCCUGUGUCACAAGACCCUAUGAAUAUGUUUUUGUGCUCUUGAGGGUUGAUGAGACCUUUGAGUGAGUUGGAGUUGACUUCUCAAGUGACCAUAUUUGUUAAAGAGGCAGUACCUUUUUAACUUCGGAAGGCUGUAUUUGAACAUUUGUAAAGUUGAACAUUUUAUAGACUUUAAAACUUUUAAUGCUUUAAAUAAACUACAAUCAUGUGCUUUUGUUAUUA